CCGGCGCCGUGCCAUGACGCCCUGAAUGCAUCCCCGGUGCGCUGCUGCAGGGUAACACCUGGACUGGACUCGCAGAACCUGGGAUGCCGGGGUGCCCACGAGGUCCUGGCUCGGCUUGCUGACGAGUGUAUUGCUGCUGGAGGCUUCUCACAUGCGUCAGGAUCGCUCCCAGGGAAUUCCUACGUAAUUCUACAGAAACUGAUGAUUCAGACAUUCUAAGUGAAACCCACCAAAGUCAUCUACCAAAAUGGUGGCCCUGUCCUUAAAGAUUUGUGUCCGCCACUGCAACGUGGUGAAGACCAUGCAGUUUGAACCAUCCACGGCCGUGUACGAUGCUUGCCGGGUCAUUCGAGAACGGGUGCCUGAGGCGCAAGCCGGGCAAGCUUCUGACUACGGCUUGUUUCUGUCCGAUGAAGACCCCAGGAAAGGGAUCUGGCUGGAAGCAGGCAGGACGCUGGAUUACUACAUGUUGCGGAACGGGGAUAUUUUGGAAUACAAGAAGAAGCAGAGGCCUCAGAAGAUCCGGAUGCUCGACGGCUCCGUGAAGACAGUCAUGGUGGACGACUCCAAGACAGUGGGAGAGCUCCUGCUCACCAUCUGCGGCAGGAUAGGAAUAACGAAUUAUGAAGAAUACUCUUUAAUCCAAGAAACCAUUGAAGAGAAGAAAGAAGAAGGGACAGGUACACUCAAAAAGGACAGGACGUUGUUACGGGAUGAGAGAAAGAUGGAGAAGUUGAAGGCCAAGCUUCACACGGAUGACGACCUGAAUUGGCUGGAUCACAGCCGAACGUUCCGAGAACAAGGCGUCGAUGAGAACGAGACGUUGCUGCUGAGACGGAAGUUCUUCUACUCCGACCAGAACGUGGACUCGAGAGACCCGGUGCAGUUGAACCUGCUUUAUGUCCAGGCUCGGGACGACAUCCUGAAUGGCUCCCACCCGGUUUCCUUCGAGAAGGCCUGUGAGUUUGGAGGAUUUCAAGCCCAGAUACAAUUUGGACCCCAUGUGGAGCAUAAACACAAGCCUGGAUUCUUAGACCUAAAGGAAUUCCUACCCAAAGAAUACAUCAAGCAGAGAGGAGCUGAAAAGAGGAUAUUUCAGGAACAUAAGAACUGUGGAGAGAUGAGUGAAAUAGAAGCCAAGGUCAAGUACGUGAAACUUGCCCGGUCCCUCCGGACCUACGGGGUGUCGUUUUUCCUGGUGAAGGAGAAGAUGAAAGGCAAGAACAGGCUGGUGCCUCGCCUGCUGGGCAUCACCAAGGACUCGGUGAUGCGCGUGGACGAGAAGAGCAAGGAGGUGCUUCAGGAGUGGCCGCUCACCACCGUCAAGCGCUGGGCAGCCUCACCCAAGAGCUUCACACUGGACUUUGGCGAGUACCAGGAAAGUUACUACUCAGUACAGACCACCGAAGGAGAGCAGAUAUCCCAGCUGAUUGCAGGGUACAUUGACAUCAUCCUCAAGAAGAAACAAAGCAAAGAUAGAUUUGGUCUGGAAGGUGACGAGGAGUCGACUAUGUUAGAAGAGUCAGUUUCCCCAAAAAAGUCUACCAUCCUGCAGCAGCAGUUCAACCGCACCGGGAAGGCCGAGCACGGCUCCGUGGCGCUGCCCGCAGUAAUGCGCUCCGGCUCCAGCGGACCCGAGACUUUCAACAUCGGCAGCAUGCCCUCGCCGCAGCAGCAAGUCAUGGUCGGACAGAUGCACCGAGGCCACAUGCCUCCGCUGACCUCGGCCCAGCAGGCCCUCAUGGGGACCAUCAACACAAGCAUGCACGCCGUCCAGCAGGCGCACGAUGACCUCAGUGAGCUCGACUCAUUGCCCCCGCUUGGCCAAGACAUGGCGUCUCGGGUCUGGGUUCAGAACAAAGUGGAUGAAUCCAAACACGAAAUCCAUUCUCAAGUCGAUGCUAUUACAGCCGGAACGGCGUCAGUUGUUAACCUCACGGCUGGUGACCCCGCAGACACUGACUACACAGCUGUGGGCUGCGCCAUCACCACGAUUUCUUCCAACUUGACGGAGAUGUCCAAGGGCGUGAAGCUGUUGGCGGCCCUCAUGGACGAUGAGGUGGGCAGCGGGGAGGACCUGCUGCGAGCCGCGAGGACCCUCGCCGGGGCCGUGUCUGACCUGCUGAAAGCUGUGCAGCCUGCUUCUGGAGAGCCCCGACAGACUGUUUUGACCGCUGCUGGAAGCAUUGGCCAAGCCAGCGGGGAUCUUCUCAGACAGAUCGGAGAGAACGAGACGGACGAGCGCUUCCAAGAUGUCUUAAUGAGCUUGGCCAAAGCGGUCGCCAACGCCGCCGCCAUGUUGGUGCUCAAGGCCAAGAAUGUCGCGCAGGUGGCCGAGGACACCGUCCUGCAGAACAGAGUGAUUGCCGCCGCCACCCAGUGUGCCCUCUCCACCUCCCAGCUCGUGGCAUGUGCCAAGGUCGUGAGCCCCACCAUCAGCUCCCCGGUGUGCCAGGAGCAGUUGAUUGAAGCGGGGAAGCUGGUGGACCGCUCGGUGGAGAACUGCGUCCGCGCCUGCCAGGCGGCCACGGGCGACGGCGAGCUCCUGAAGCAGGUCAGCGCGGCCGCCAGCGUGGUCAGCCAGGCCCUGCACGACCUUCUGCAGCACGUGCGGCAGUUCGCCAGCCGCGGGGAGCCCAUCGGCCGCUACGACCAGGCCACGGACACCAUCAUGUGCGUCACCGAGAGCAUCUUCAGCUCCAUGGGCGAUGCUGGUGAGAUGGUGCGUCAGGCCCGGGUCCUGGCCCAGGCCACCUCCGAUCUCGUCAAUGCCAUGAGGUCAGAUGCAGAGGCUGAGAUCGACAUGGAGAAUUCAAAGAAGCUCCUGGCAGCCGCGAAGCUCUUGGCUGACUCCACGGCCCGCAUGGUAGAAGCCGCGAAGGGGGCUGCAGCCAACCCGGAGAAUGAAGACCAGCAACAGAGGCUGCGAGAAGCUGCAAAAGAGCUCCGAGUCGCCACCAACGCUGCUGCCCAGAACGCGAUUAAGAAAAAGAUUGUCAACCGGCUGGAGGUUGCAGCCAAGCAGGCCGCGGCUGCCGCCACGCAGACCAUCGCCGCCUCCCAGAACGCCGCCGUCUCCAACAAGAACCCUGCGGCCCAGCAGCAGCUGGUGCAGAGCUGCAAGGCGGUGGCAGAUCACAUCCCUCAGCUGGUGCAGGGGGUGAGAGGAAGCCAAGCCCAAGCGGAGGACCUCAGUGCCCAGCUGGCUCUCAUCAUCUCCAGCCAGAACUUCCUCCAGCCUGGAAGCAAGAUGGUAUCCUCCGCCAAGGCUGCGGUGCCCACCGUGAGUGACCAGGCCGCAGCCAUGCAGCUGAGCCAGUGUGCCAAGAACCUGGCCACCAGCCUCGCCGAGCUUCGCACUGCCUCACAGAAGGCCCAUGAAGCCUGUGGUCCUAUGGAAAUCGACUCAGCCCUAAACUCAGUGCAGACACUCAAGAAUGAGCUACAGGACGCCAAGAUGGCUGCGGCCGAGAGCCAGCUGAAGCCACUUCCUGGGGAAACGCUGGAAAAAUGUGCUCAGGACCUGGGCAGCACCUCCAAAGCAGUGGGCUCCUCCAUGGCACAGCUCCUCACCUGCGCCGCACAAGGCAAUGAGCACUACACAGGAGUGGCAGCUAGAGAGACAGCCCAAGCUCUGAAAACUCUGGCCCAGGCCGCCCGGGGGGUGGCCGCCUCCACCAACGACCCCGCGGCGGCGCACGCCAUGCUGGACUCUGCUCGGGAUGUCAUGGAGGGCUCCGCCAUGCUCAUCCAGGAAGCGAAGCAGGCCCUGGCCGCGCCUGGGGACGCCGAGAGUCAGCAGAGGCUAGCGCAGGUGGCCAAAGCCGUCUCCCACUCCCUGAAUAACUGCGUGAACUGCCUCCCCGGACAGAAGGAUGUGGACGUGGCCUUGAAGAGCAUUGGCGAGUCCAGCAAGAAGCUGCUCGUGGAUUCGCUCCCUCCAAGCACGAAGCCUUUCCAGGAAGCCCAGAGCGAGCUCAACCAGGCCGCCGCCGAUCUGAACCAGUCCGCGGGGGAGGUCGUCCACGCCACGCGAGGUCAGAGCGGGGAGCUGGCGGCAGCGUCCGGAAAGUUCAGUGACGACUUCGAUGAGUUUCUGGACGCGGGCAUUGAGAUGGCCGGCCAGGCGCAGACAAAAGAAGACCAGAUGCAGGUGAUAGGAAACCUCAAGAAUAUCUCCAUGGCAUCCAGCAAACUGCUGUUGGCAGCCAAGUCUCUUUCGGUAGAUCCCGGCGCUCCCAACGCAAAGAACCUUCUGGCUGCAGCUGCAAGGGCUGUGACCGAAAGCAUCAACCAGCUCAUCACCUUGUGCACUCAGCAGGCCCCCGGGCAGAAGGAGUGUGACAACGCCCUGCGGGAGCUCGAGACCGUCAAGGGGAUGUUGGACAACCCUAAUGAACCUGUGAGUGACCUCUCUUACUUUGACUGCAUCGAGAGUGUGAUGGAAAAUUCCAAGGUUCUGGGUGAGUCAAUGGCAGGGAUUUCACAGAAUGCCAAGAACGGAGACCUCCCUGCCUUUGGGGAGUGUGUGGGGAUUGCAUCCAAGGCUCUGUGUGGGCUGACUGAGGCUGCGGCCCAGGCGGCAUACCUAGUGGGCAUCUCUGAUCCAAAUAGCCAGGCAGGCCACCAAGGCCUGGUGGACCCCAUCCAGUUUGCCAGGGCCAACCAGGCGAUCCAGAUGGCCUGCCAGAACCUGGUGGACCCUGGCAGCAGCCCAUCACAGGUUCUUUCAGCCGCCACGAUCGUUGCCAAGCACACGUCAGCCUUGUGCAAUGCCUGCCGUAUCGCCUCAUCGAAGACAGCCAACCCCGUGGCCAAGAGGCACUUUGUCCAGUCGGCCAAGGAGGUCGCCAACAGCACCGCCAACCUUGUGAAAACCAUCAAGGCCCUGGAUGGGGAUUUUUCUGAAGAAAACCGCAAUAAAUGUCGCAUCGCUACCGCACCCUUGAUCGAAGCGGUGGAGAACCUGACGGCGUUCGCCUCCAACCCUGAGUUUGUCAGCAUUCCUGCCCAGAUCAGCUCUGAGGGCUCCCAGGCUCAGGAGCCAAUCCUGGUCUCAGCCAAGACCAUGCUAGAGAGCUCAUCAUACCUCAUCCGCACCGCCCGCUCUCUGGCCAUCAACCCCAAAGACCCACCCACCUGGUCCGUGCUGGCUGGACAUUCCCACACUGUGUCCGACUCCAUUAAGAGUCUCAUCACGUCUAUCAGGGACAAGGCCCCUGGGCAAAGAGAAUGUGACUACUCCAUCGAUGGUAUCAACCGGUGUAUCAGGGACAUCGAGCAGGCCUCACUGGCAGCGGUCAGCCAGAGCCUGGCCACGAGGGAUGACAUCUCCGUUGAGGCCCUGCAGGAGCAGCUGACCUCGGUGGUCCAGGAGAUCGGGCAUCUUAUUGAUCCCAUUGCCACAGCAGCUCGGGGAGAAGCUGCCCAGCUGGGUCAUAAGGUGACACAACUGGCGAGCUACUUUGAGCCCUUGAUCCUAGCUGCGGUGGGAGUCGCCUCCAAGAUCCUGGACCACCAACAGCAGAUGACGGUGCUGGAUCAGACCAAGACGCUGGCAGAGUCUGCUCUGCAGAUGCUCUACGCAGCCAAAGAAGGUGGAGGAAACCCCAAGGCGCAGCACACUCACGACGCCAUCACGGAGGCUGCCCAGCUGAUGAGGGAGGCCGUGGACGACAUCAUGGUGACCCUGAACGAAGCCGCCAGCGAGGUGGGACUGGUGGGCGGCAUGGUGGACGCCAUCGCGGAGGCCGUGAGCAAGCUGGAUGAAAGCACCCCUCCGGAGCCAAAGGGCACCUUUGUUGACUACCAGACGACUGUGGUUAAGUACUCCAAAGCCAUCGCCGUCACCGCUCAGGAAAUGAUGACUAAGUCGGUUACUAACCCGGAGGAGCUGGGAGGACUGGCUUCACAAAUGACCAGUGACUAUGGGCACCUGGCUCUCCAGGGCCAGAUGGCAGCAGCCACCGCCGAACCACAGGAGAUUGGGUUCCAGAUUCGCACACGUGUGCAGGACCUGGGCCACGGCUGUAUCUUCCUGGUGCAGAAGGCUGGGGCCCUCCAGGUGUGCCCCGCAGACAGCUACACCAAGAGGGAGCUGAUCGAGUGUGCCCGCGCUGUCACGGAGAAGGUAUCUUUGGUGCUCUCGGCCCUCCAGGCUGGGAACAAAGGGACCCAGGCAUGCAUCACGGCCGCCACUGCUGUGUCUGGGAUCAUUGCCGACCUGGAUACCACCAUCAUGUUUGCCACGGCGGGGACACUGAACGCGGAGAACAGCGAGACCUUCGCAGAUCACAGGGAGAACAUUCUGAAGACAGCCAAGGCCCUGGUGGAGGACACGAAACUGCUGGUGUCGGGGGCCGCCUCCACUCCGGACAAGCUGGCCCAAGCCGCUCGGUCCUCGGCCGUCACCAUCACCCAGCUGGCCGAGGUGGUCAAGCUGGGGGCUGCCAGCCUGGGCUCUGACGACCCCGAGACCCAGGUGGUGCUCAUCAACGCCAUCAAAGACGUGGCCAAGGCCCUUUCGGAUCUCAUUGGUGCCACCAAGGGAGCCGCCAGCAAGCCAGCCGAGGACCCAUCCAUGUACCAGCUGAAAGGGGCCGCCAAGGUGAUGGUGACCAAUGUCACUUCCCUCCUCAAGACUGUGAAGGCGGUAGAGGAUGAAGCCACCCGGGGCACGAGGGCGCUUGAGGCCACCAUCGAGUACAUAAAGCAGGAGCUCACGGUGUUCCAAUCAAAAGACAUACCCGAGAAGACAUCGUCGCCUGAAGAAUCGAUAAGAAUGACGAAAGGCAUCACCAUGGCAACGGCCAAGGCCGUGGCAGCCGGGAACUCGUGCAGACAGGACGACGUGAUCGCGACCGCCAAUCUGAGCAGGAAGGCCGUGUCAGAUAUGCUGACGGCUUGCAAGCAAGCGUCCUUCUACCCUGACGUCAGCGAGGAGGUGCGCACUAGAGCCUUGCGCUACGGCACGGAGUGCACCCUGGGCUACCUGGACCUUCUGGAGCAUGUCUUGGUGGUCCUUCAGAAGCCAACCCCGGAACUCAAGCAUCAGCUGGCUGCGUUCUCCAAGCGAGUGGCCGGCGCCGUGACGGAGCUCAUCCAGGCAGCAGAAGCCAUGAAAGGGACCGAGUGGGUGGACCCGGAAGACCCAACCGUCAUUGCAGAAACUGAAUUACUGGGGGCUGCGGCAUCCAUCGAGGCCGCGGCUAAGAAGUUAGAGCAGCUGAAGCCGAGGGCAAAACCAAAGCAAGCGGACGAGAGCCUGGAUUUUGAAGAACAGAUCUUGGAAGCCGCUAAGUCCAUUGCUGCUGCCACAAGUGCUCUCGUCAAAUCGGCCUCCGCAGCUCAAAGGGAGCUGGUGGCCCAAGGCAAGGUGGGCUCCAUCCCUGCCAACGCCGCCGACGACGGACAGUGGUCUCAGGGGCUGAUUUCUGCUGCCCGGAUGGUGGCAGCUGCAACUAGCAGUCUCUGUGAGGCGGCCAACGCCUCUGUCCAGGGGCACGCCAGCGAAGAGAAGCUCAUCUCCUCCGCCAAGCAGGUGGCCGCUUCCACGGCACAGCUGCUGGUGGCCUGCAAGGUGAAAGCUGACCAGGACUCAGAGGCCAUGAGGCGGCUACAGGUAAUGGUCACUGAUGCUGGUGGGAAAAUACUCCUGUUGGAGCGGGCAGCAGGAAACGCUGUGAAAAGAGCCUCAGACAAUCUCGUGCGCGCAGCCCAGAAGGCGGCCUUUGGCAAGGCUGAUGAUGACGACGUCGUGGUCAAAACGAAGUUUGUGGGCGGCAUUGCUCAGAUCAUUGCUGCCCAAGAGGAAAUGCUGAAGAAAGAGCGGGAACUGGAAGAAGCCAGGAAAAAGCUGGCCCAGAUACGCCAGCAGCAGUACAAAUUCCUCCCGACUGAGCUGAGGGAGGACGAGAGCUAAGGCCAGGCCAAGAGGGGGAUCCUCAGGAGGUGGUCCAGCAAGAACUGGACAAACAGUGUUGCUGAGAGCUGGACACUUACUAGGAACUGGCUGCCUUCCCUCCUGGGGCGAACCCACAGCCCUGAGUCUCUGUCGUCACUUCUCUGUCCUGUCGGGCACCAGCUGCAUGAUCGUGAUGUCACACGGUACAGUGUCCCACCCACAGCUCCUCCAGCACCUCCCAUCAUGCCUCGCGAUAUCUCAGGAGAGAGGGGCACCCGUUUUGUGAACCAUUACCAAAAGAGAGAAGUCAGUAUUACGUUGUUCUUGGACACCUUUAUAUGUUCCGUCCUCCUCGAGGCCUGCUCCGGGGCGUCUUCGUGAAGUCACACCAGGAAAGAAAGAAUGGCUGCCAGGAAUCCGGGGAUCAUCGAUUCCACAAUAUUCUUCCCCAGAGAAGACGGAAGCUAGCGUUGGACGUGGUUAAUCCAAUGCAGAAACGCAAGCCCAGCUGGACGCUGGGGACCCAGAGUGACCGAGUUCCCCUUCUGCGUCCGGGGCGCUGGUUCACCCAGGGAGUGAAGAAUCCUUGACCCUGUUUGCUCGCUUUCUUGACUCAGUGUGUAAGCUCCUUGUAUAAUCUGCACCCAUCUUGUAUUCUGUGGCCCCAAAACAAUCAAAGUUAUUUUUUCCCCCUCCAUAAUGCAAAGGGCAGAGCUGUGGGAGGCUGUGAGGGCGUGGUGGACAGGGGCUGGAAUAAAAUACGUGGGCUCCUUA
Molecule: messenger RNA, 8677 nt
Organism: Jaculus jaculus (lesser Egyptian jerboa)
Lineage: Eukaryota; Metazoa; Chordata; Mammalia; Rodentia; Dipodidae
Gene: Tln2
Product: talin 2
Exons: 59
Coding region: 248-7921 (2557 amino acids)
Biological process (GO): cell-cell adhesion
Cellular component (GO): focal adhesion; cytoskeleton; ruffle
Molecular function (GO): integrin binding; structural constituent of cytoskeleton; actin filament binding
Source: RefSeq, a predicted model, not a curated record